Molecule: messenger RNA, 267 nt
Organism: Glossina fuscipes
Lineage: Eukaryota; Metazoa; Arthropoda; Insecta; Diptera; Glossinidae
Product: glycine-rich cell wall structural protein-like
Exons: 1
Coding region: 1-267 (88 amino acids)
Source: RefSeq, a predicted model, not a curated record
AUGAAAUUGACGCUGUUGCUUGCUUUGUGUGUUUUAUUGGGAAGCUGUUGUCUAAGUAAUGCUCAAUAUGGCGGCGGCGGUGGGGGUCCGUAUGGCGGUGGCGGCGGUCCUUUAGGUGGUGGCGGCGGGGGUCCUAGUGGCGGAGGCGGUGGCCCGUAUGGCGGCGGUGGCGGUGGUCCUUACGGCGGUGGUGGUGGUCCUUAUGGCGGCGGCGGUGGUGGCCCCUAUGGUGGUGGUGGCGGUAAUCGCCGCGGUGGUGGUUAUUAA